Molecule: messenger RNA, 1377 nt
Organism: Helicoverpa zea (corn earworm)
Lineage: Eukaryota; Metazoa; Arthropoda; Insecta; Lepidoptera; Noctuidae
Exons: 1
Coding region: 1-1377 (458 amino acids)
Source: RefSeq, a predicted model, not a curated record
AUGGCGGUAUACCGGACGGAGGACUACGCGACGAAAACCACGGACACACUUCUUCAGGAAGUCAUGAAGACCUUUGAGGACAUUCCCUCAAAGGUCAAAGAAUAUCCACAAAUGAGAAAAGACAUCAAGACCUUCCUGGAGGUACAGUCUGACAAGGGCCUCCGCGCCUUAUUUGAGCUGUGCAAGCGAGUAACCAGCCUAGAAGCAGCGGCAGCCAGGACGCGGGCGCCCAGUACGGUCGGGCCGUCUGGAAAAGAUGUCCACAUCAUUGACAAACUGGAAGAUGUCGAGACUCAGCUGCAAAUGCGGCUGAAUAAGCUCGAGGAGAAGAUGGUGCUGUGCUUCGACGAACAGAAGACUCUGCGUGACGAUGGCGGGUACGACAUCAUCGACAAGAUCGUCGACAAAAUCGACGAGGCUAAGGCGGCCAUCAACCAGACGACGCAAGGCGUCAUGGUGGUGAGCCGCACUCAGAUAACCCUCGACGAGAAGCUCGACGGUAUUGCCUGUGAUGUCGCGGCUGCCAAAGCAGCGCUGUCUGAAGUCGCGAAGCAAGAAAAGCAACCAUCCGAGCCUAGGUCGUACGCGAGCGUCGCAGCAGCCAAACCCGGGUACCGGCCGGCACUUCACUCGAUGGCGGUCACUCUCGAAGGCAAUCAGGAGACUGCCGACGAGGUGCUCGAGCGAGUGAAGAAGGCGGUCGAUGCCAGGAGUACUGGCCUAAAAAUUAAUAAGGUGCGCAAAGCUAAAAAUCAAACCGUCAUCUUAGGGUGCAACACAAAAGAAGAAUUAAAUAAGGUUAAACAAACAAUCGAAAGUAGGGGUAAAGGUUUAAUAGUAACACAUAUAAAAAAUAAAAAUCCGCUCGUCAUCCUAAAGGACGUCUUCCUGCAAAGCGACGACGAGGAGUUAAUAAGGGCGCUUCACAUUCAAAAUGCAGAAAUAUUCGGAGAUCUAUCACAAGAAGAAAUCGAAACAACCGUAAAAUUCAAAAAACGGACAAAAAACCCCAAAACCGCGCACGUCAUUGUCCAGGUCGCUCCCGUUGUGUGGCGGAGGAUGACGGAGGCUGGAGCCCUCUACCUCGACCUGCAAAGGGUCAGAGUGGAGGACCAGUCUCCGCUCAUCCAAUGCACGAAAUGCUUGGCAUUCGGGCACGGCCGGAAAUUUUGUACGGAAAGUGCGGACAAGUGCAGUCACUGCGGCGGCCCGCAUCUGCGCGAGAAAUGCGCAGAUUUCAUUGCGGGCAACGAACCGCGGUGCUGCAACUGCUCGCACUCUAGGCUGCAGAACACUGAGCACAAUGCCUUCAGCGCCGAAUGCCCCAUUCGCAAGAAAUGGGACUACCUGGCUCGUGCAACAACGAUGUACGUUUGA